Molecule: messenger RNA, 1803 nt
Organism: Bathycoccus prasinos
Lineage: Eukaryota; Viridiplantae; Chlorophyta; Mamiellophyceae; Mamiellales; Bathycoccaceae
Exons: 1
Coding region: 1-1803 (600 amino acids)
Biological process (GO): carbohydrate metabolic process
Molecular function (GO): alpha-amylase activity; calcium ion binding
Source: RefSeq, a predicted model, not a curated record
AUGCGCGGCGCACUCGCCCCGUCGACGAGGACGACGGCGACCUGUUACUCCCCGACGCUGAAGAAAAAUAAUGUUCGCACGAAACACGGAUCGAUUGGACCUUUGAGAUCGUCGGCUCGAAAAUGCGCCGUGGUGCGCGUCGUUCGCUCGGAGGCUGACAACCAACCCGAGUCGUCAGCAGCAGCAGCAGGAGCGAAAAGGAGCAGCGCGAGCGCGGAAGAGAGAGAACGAGCGGAAACUUUGAGAAAAGUGGAGGACGCAAUCACGAGCGAGGAGGAAAUCAAGAGGAACGGGCGGAUGGAUAUGGAGACCGACGGAUAUUUUAACCCGGAGGAUUUCGAGAACGUGGAUCCGCAGUUGGCCGAGGACGUCGCGGAGAGGACGAUCGAAUCGAGUUCGGUGCCUCUUUCGGUGCCGCUGAAGAGCAUGGAGACGUCUUCUACAUCGGAAGCGAAGGAGGAAGAGGAGGAGGACGUGAAUGCGUUAAAGACGGACAUGGAAGGGAUGAAGAAAACUAUGGCGGAGAACCGCAGGAAGGAGAUGGAUUACAUCGUAGAGACGGUUUUGAAAUCAGAACGCGUCGUCGCGAGAUCUAACGUCAAAUCGAUAAAGGCGAGGAAGGACGCCGAGUCCGCGGAGAUGAACGCGGUUACCGCACGCGAGUUACUCGACGAGAAGAAAGACGUAUCUGAACAGGAGAUUUCGGAUUUGGAAGCGCAAAUCAAAGCGCGCUUGGCGCAAGACAUCCCUAAAAUUUACGACGAUGCCGGUGUUUCGAUGGACGAAGUACCAGUGCAGCACAAUCCUCUCAAGACGAUGUCGGGGAUGACUGCGUUUAUUACGUCGCCGACGCCGCCGCCUGGUUUGACAAACGCUUCGCAAGCGCAAAGAAUGGGCGUACCCUUCGAUCCCAACGAGCAGUUUGACAUUCACGCGUCGUAUUUGGAAAAAUUCCAAAACUGGACGCCCGCGCUAGUUUUCGUCUACGUCCUCACGCACCCGGGAUCGCCGUGUAUUUUUGCAUCCAAGAUUCCGGAUAUUUUUGGUCUUCCCGACGAAAGCGUUUUACCGCAAGAGCGCGAGUUGGCCAAAGAUUUACUCACACAAGAACAAAUCAACGAUCUGAUGGAAGUGCGUCGACGCAACGAUAUCAAAGCGGCUGGGACGGUACAAAAUGUCGCCUCCGAGAAAGAUUUAUACUGCGCGUUGAUUAACAACCGCGUGUUUGUCAAGAUUGGCGCGCGCUUCGAGUUACCGCGAGAUAUUCUCAUAUCUUCGUGCGGGAAACAACUCGAACAGUUCGAUUUGUGCUGCUCUGGGCACCAAUGGGCGGUUUGGCAAAUCAAGGACGAAGAGAGUGAUGCGCAUAUCGACUCUUCGACCGUUCCGAAGAUGGAAACGCCGACUGCGGAGGUUCCUCCUUCUCCUCUGGCGGAAGGCGGCGAGACGGUGGACAAUCUUCUCGAGGAGGCAAAAAAACUAAUUGAGAAGGAGAAACAGGAACUUGAGGAGGAAGGGCAAAGGUUUCGAGAUAUCGUGAGCAGACCACACUCGGAAGAAGAGAAGAUGCUUUACUCUGCAAAACUCGUCGAGGCAGAAGAAAAGGUUGCGUUUCUCGAAAGAAACUACGCGAAGUUGAAGAUGAGAAAGGGUGAAGGCGACGAAAAAUUAUUCCCGGUUCGCGACGAGAAGAAGAAGCACGUCGGAAUCGCGGACGAAAGCGACGCGGAGGAGUACGACGAAAGCGAUGUCGUCCAAAAAGCAGCAGAAGAUGUCGAUGAGUUUGAGUCCGGGUGGGCAUAA